Messenger RNA from Pteronotus mesoamericanus, 8241 nucleotides. RefSeq names its product leucine rich repeats and immunoglobulin like domains 2 (gene LRIG2). The record is from RefSeq and is a predicted model, not a curated record. Gene Ontology annotation, molecular function: protein binding. The coding region runs from base 120 to 3317 and encodes 1065 amino acids. The transcript is spliced from 18 exons. NCBI's taxonomy places the organism in Eukaryota, Metazoa, Chordata, Mammalia, Chiroptera, Mormoopidae.
UUUAGAGGAUACAGGCGACAGCCUGGGCUUCGGGUGGCCGUGCAGCCGCCAAACAUCUCGGCUGAGCUGCCGCUUCCAGCCGGCUCCUCUCGUCAGCCGGGUCCAGGUCGGGGAGGAAAAUGGCGCCGGCGCCCCGAGGCGCCCGGGAGGAGCCGCUGCUGCAGCGUCGGUCCCGACCUCUUGCCCGGCUCCUUUUCUUCGCCCAGGCCGCCGCCGUCCUGCUGCCGGCCGCCCGGGCGGGCGCCUGCCCCGCGCCCUGCACGUGCCGCCCCCCGCUGCUGGACUGCAGUCGCAGGAGGCUGCCAGCGCCCAGCUGGAGGCUGCUGUCGAGCCCGCUGCCCCCCGACGCCGCCAGCCUAGAUCUGAGUCAUAAUCGGUUGUCUAACUGGAACAUCAGCUUGGAAUCUCAGACAUUACAAGAAGUGAAAAUGAAUUAUAAUGAGCUAACAGAAAUCCCGUAUUUUGGAGAACCAACCUCUAACAUUACUGUACUGUCAUUGGUCCAUAAUACAAUUGCAGAAAUAAAUGCAGAGGUGUUCCAGUUUUAUCCUGCUCUCGAGAGUUUAGAUCUCAGCUCAAAUAUAAUAUCAGAAAUCAAGACAUCUUCAUUUCCUCGAAUGCAGCUUAAAUACCUGAAUUUGAGUAAUAAUAGGAUAACCAUCUUGGAGGCAGGUUGCUUUGAUAAUUUAUCAAGUUCCUUAUUAGUGGUCAAGUUAAACCGAAAUAGAAUUAGCAUGAUUCCACCCAAGAUCUUCAAACUACCUCACCUCCAAUUCUUGGAACUUAAAAGAAACAGGAUUAAAGUUGUGGAAGGUCUAACAUUUCAAGGGCUGGACUCCUUAAAAUCUUUGAAAAUGCAGCGGAAUGGAAUUAGCAGACUUAAAGAUGGAGCUUUCUUUGGCUUGGAUAACAUGGAAGAGUUAGAACUGGAACAUAACAACCUUACAGAGGUGAACAAGGGAUGGUUGUAUGGCUUGCGAAUGUUACAGCAGCUCUCUGUGAGCCAGAACGCUGUGGAAAGGAUCAGCCCUGAUGCAUGGGAGUUCUGCCAAAGGCUGUCUGAGCUUGAUUUGUCCUAUAACCAGUUGACCCGCCUGGAUGAAUCUGCCUUUGUGGGUCUGAGCUUACUGGAGAGAUUGAAUUUAGGGGACAACAGAGUCACUCACGUUGCUGACGGUGUAUUUCGGUUUCUUUCCAAUCUUCAGAUACUAAACUUAAGAAACAAUGAAAUUUCAUGGGCCAUAGAAGAUGCUAGUGAAGCCUUUGCUGGACUCACAAGUCUUACUACAUUAAUCUUACAAGGAAAUCAGAUUAAAUCAAUUACAAAGAAAGCAUUCAUUGGUCUUGAAUCCCUUGAGCAUCUAGAUUUGAACAACAAUGCUAUAAUGUCUAUCCAGGAAAAUGCUUUUUCUCAGACUCGCUUGAAAGAACUGAUUCUGAACACAAAUAGUUUGCUCUGUGACUGUCAUCUGAAGUGGUUGCUUCAGUGGCUGGUUGAUAAUAGCUUUCAGCAUUCUGUGAAUGCAAGUUGUGCACACCCUGAAUGGCUGGCAGGGCAAAGCAUCCUGAAUGUGGAUCUGAAAGAUUUCGUCUGUGAUGAUUUUCUCAAGCCACAGAUACGAGCACAUCCUGAAACGACAGUUGCUCUCAGAGGCGUGAAUGUGACUCUGACGUGCGCUGCAGUGAGCAGCAGCGAUUCCCCCAUGUCUGCUGUGUGGCGCAAAGACAGUGAGAUCUUGUAUGAGGCUGAUAUUGAGAAUUUUGUUCGUUAUCAGCAGCAAGCUGGAGAAGCUCUGGAAUAUACUAGCAUCUUACAUCUUUUCAAUGUGAAUUUCACCGAUGAGGGAAAAUAUCAGUGCAUUGUUACUAAUCACUUCGGUUCUAAUUACUCUCAUAAAGCCAAGCUGACUGUGAAUGAAAUGCCAUCUUUUCUGAAAACUCCAAUGGAUCUAACUAUUCGCACCGGUGCCAUGGCCAGAUUAGAAUGCGCUGCAGAAGGGCACCCUGCACCUCAGAUUUCCUGGCAGAAAGACGGGGGUACUGACUUUCCUGCGGCCCGAGAAAGACGAAUGCAUGUCAUGCCCGAGGACGAUGUCUUCUUCAUUGCAAACGUGAAAAUAGAAGACAUGGGAAUCUAUAGCUGCCUGGCACAGAACAUAGCAGGAGGCCUCUCAGCAAAUGCCUCACUCACAGUGUUAGAGACGCCCUCAUUUGUUAGGCCCCUGGAGGACAAGACGGUGGCGCGGGGUGAGACCGCGGUCCUGCAGUGCAUAGCGGGGGGGAGUCCUGCCCCGCGCCUCAACUGGACCAAGGAUGACGGAGCUCUGCUCGUGACAGAACGGCACUUCUUCGCUGCGGCCAACCAGCUUCUCAUCAUUGUAGACGCUGGGCUGGAAGAUGCUGGGAAGUACACCUGCAUCAUGUCUAACACUCUUGGGACAGAACGAGGUCACAUUUACCUAAAUGUCAUCUCGUCCCCUAAUUGUGACUCCUCCCAGAGCAGCAUUGGGCAUGAAGAUGAUGGCUGGACCACAGUCGGCAUUGUCAUCAUUGUUGUGGUCUGCUGUGUGGUGGGCACCUCUUUGAUCUGGGUCAUUGUUAUUUACCACAUGAGAAGGAAAAAUGAAGACUAUAGUAUCACAAACACAGAGGAGCUUAAUCUGCCUGCAGACAUUCCCAGCUACUUGUCUUCCCAAGGAACGCUGUCUGAGCCACAGGAAGGCUACAGCAACUCUGAGGCAGGCAGCCACCAGCAGCUGAUGCCUCCUGCCAGUGGGUACUUACACAAAGGUGUCGAUGGUGGCACUGGUCCCCGGGUUAUCUGCUCAGAUUGUUACGACAAUGCCAACAUCUACUCCAGGACACGAGAAUACUGUCCCUAUACCUACAUUGCUGAGGAGGAUGUUCUAGAUCAGACAUUGUCCAGCCUCAUGGUCCAGAUGCCCAAAGAGACGUAUCUGGCACAUCCUCCUCAAGAUGCAACCACCCUGGAGGGCCUGGUGUUACCAGCAGAUGGAGAGCUGCCCGCCUUCCCCACCAACCGUGAGAGGACCAGUGGGGAGAGACCGUCCUCCACACAGAUGAGCAGUGAAACAUUGCAGCGGCCUCUGUGGAAUGUAAGCAAGGAACUAGGCCCGCCUCGCCCUCCCCUUCCCCAGCAGCCGGGCCCUGAGUCGCCACAGCUUCAUCAAACUGAGGGCGUGGCGGAGAGUGACGCAGACUGUUCCACGGCCCCUGUGCCCCAUCACAGGUUCCACGACCAUGCUUCUGACUUUGCUAGGACUCGGAACAUUCAAGAUGGUAGCGAGGGCACAUGAAACACUUGGGAUGAAAUCUGGGCAAAGGCCCACUUUAGUUAAUUUUGUAUUUACUACCUCAGAGUGAGAAGAAACCCCCAAGUCAACAUUUGCUUUACUCUUUGUCUACGAUUCCAUCUGACCACACCAAGGUAGGCUAGGCAUUUGUUUGGGUUUAUAAGCCCUGACAAAGAAAGGGCAAUGGCUGAUGGAAACAGUACGUGUAAUAGACAAUGUGCAGAGGGGCAGAGGAAGACAGAGGACACACGUGCUUCCUGAUGGUUCCGUGGGUGCGCCCAGGUGCGCAUUGCACCUUAGGAAGCGUCUCAUUGCUGCUUGACAUGCCGAUUGUCUCAGCCCACAAGAUGAUUCUGAGAAGACGAAACUGUUCUAUUUUGUCUUCUAAAGAACAAAAGUAACUCUGGAGCCCUCUGGGAUUCCGGGAUUGGUCAGGGGCUUUUAGCAUGUGGUUGAGAGUGGGGCUUUGAUAUUCAAGGUCUUCAACAAGAAUCCCAGGUUUGACCACCUGUUACCAGGUCAAGGAGUUUUAUAUUCUUGUGAAAUUUGUGUGUGUGUGUGGAGGGGGGUGGGGUUCCUUAUCACCCGGGGAUCUCAUUGUAAAUAUAUGUGUAUUUAUAAAUAAUUUUGUAUUCAUUGACCAUAUGUGUUGUCUGCAGUGUAAAUAUUUUUGAUAUGCCAAAAUUAUAUGUGACAUCCAGUUACAAUAUUGACAGCAGCUUCUCAGACCACAGACAGAUUUUGUAUAUGUUGGCUUAGUGAAUCUAAAGACUGUUCAAAGUUUUAAAAAUGUUAUUUGUUAAGAAGUAUAUGUAUAGAGCAAGGUACCUAGUGAUUGGGUAUGCACAAACACAAUCUUGGUGUAAUUAACCACUUCAUCCCUAGAGGUUCAUACAUCUACUCAUUUGCCACCUGUUUACGAGUGCCAGGUAACAUUACCUUUCUAGCAUAAAAAGGCUCACUCAAAACACUAGCAGCCUUGCCAUUGCCAUGUGCACAUGGAUAAAGGAAAACUUGUUUGGGGAAUACUUUUUUUUAAACAAAGUACUUAGUUGAUGAGGAAACCAAAGAUUGCUUCUUUUCUGUGUUUUUUAAAAUGUCUCUUCUACCAAUGCACAGUGUAUCUUAAGGGAAGAGGGCUUUUGGAAGUACAAGAAUGUGCAGAAAUGUUUACGCUAUAAUGCUUUGGAGUGAUCCUUGUGAUUAUUUAAGCCAAAAAGUUUUCCUGAAUUCCUGAUAGCAAAAAGCUUUAUGUAAACAAAGGACUUAACACUCUAAUGGAAUGUAAUGGGCUGAAGUUCCUUGUGCUUCCUGAUUUCCUUACAUAGGCAGUCAGAAUCUGUCCCCUGCAUCUAGUCAGUACCAGCUGUGUACUAGAGAACGUCAGUCACUUAGGUGAAAAUGUCUGAGUCAUUGUGCAUUUCAAGGGUUCUAAACUCAUAGAAGUUCUCAGUUUUUUGAUAGAAUUUCAUACUUGUUUUUGACCCUAAAUUUUCCUCCCAUAGGCAGCAGUACUUCUUGACCGGUGUUAUUCCACCACACCUUUUUCCUUUUCAAACUGUCAGCCACUGUUCUUUUUCACUUUGAACUUCUUAAAUAUGUUUUUUUCCCUAUCCUUCAACUUGUGGUCAUUCUUCUUAACUUACUGGGUUGUAGUAUGAUUUAUACUAACUUAGGAUGAUGAGGCCUGAUUUCAUGCCUGGCUGUGCUACUUACUGGUUGUGUAAUGAAGGGCCGGGCCCUUUACAUCCCGCCCCAGUUUUCUCAUUUGUGAAAUGAGGGCAUUCUCCCCAAUGCUCUAAAGCCUUUCCCGGCUGUAAUGCUCUAUGAAUCUGUGAUCCCUCCAGGAACCAAGGAGGAUUCCGCUACUCUAACAAAAAGCUGCUUUCAUGAAACGUUUGUUAGGGUAGAACAAGAGUAAUGCUGCUCACCUUGACUUGAGCCAGAUUUAUGUCCUCUAUAGAGGGAGGUACAAGAAAUACUCAUGAGGAGAAAUGUUUUGUUUCUAAACAGUCUCAGAAAACCAGGACCCUGGGCUGCAUGGACAAGCGCUCGGUGCCCUCCAGAGCAGCAGGUCUGGUCGCAGUUCUCCAGAGCAUCGGAAUCCCAUGGAGGCUCUGCCAUAGCUGAUCUGUGGCCAGUUUGUGACUCACUGACCUUUCUCAUGUAUUCAAGGUUAUCCCAGUGAUGAUAGUACUUUUGCUCACAUUCUGACAGACUUUCUUGAGAGAAAAAGGUGGAGUUUGAGUUAGGCUGCAGGUGAACAUCAGCCGUUAAGCGUGAUGGGACAAGAACAGGCUGGACCAGUGCCGCCUCGCUGCUUCAGCAGUGGCCGUUCUCUGCCCGCGGUGGCUGAGCCGGUCUCCGAUGGCCAGGGUCUCCAUUAGGGCAGCUCAGGCGGUGCGGUGUGCCCCUGGGUAUUUCCAGCUUGUCUACAUCACGAAAGAACUUGCCUAAAUAACUGGUCAGGGAUUUGUUUAAAUGUGGAUAGUCUACCCCGGUCUUGAAAAGUAGUAAGUUUAAUAAAUUCUCGUCUUAGGAAGAAUUCUUGAAACUUUGCAGUAUUGCAUGUAUUUCUGACCAAGCAGUGAUUUAACCCUCUGCCAUCGUCAGGAUUAGUGGCUCAUCAGCCAUUCUUUCCAGCAGCGUCCUGUCUGCCUGUUUAACCAGGGGCGUCACAGAGCAAGGCCGACAAAGAUGCUGGGAGAGCUGCUCUCUGCCCCUGCUCAGCUCCCACUGGGCGUUGCACCCCUCCGGCUGCUUCUCCACGUCUGCCUGGAAGAACUAGUUUUACCCGUGAACUCCAAGCUUUACUGGCACAGGGUCUGCCCCGAAGCCAUUGGCUCUGUCACUCAGCAGCUUCUAAAAUCCUCUUCCUAGUAUGCAAGUUACUCCAUAGAACAGAAGGUAGCAGAAACCGAGCGCGGUGCGCACUUCCACCUCCUGUGCCAUCGGAAUGCCUAAAACAUUUUCCUGUAAGGUAACUUUCAUGUUUAAAAACAGUUGUCUUUUCAUUGCCCAUUGGGAGGUUGUAAAAGAAACAUUAAGAUGUCAAGCAGCUUCGACUCUUAGCCAUCUUCCUAAGAAAAGAAAUACGAUAAAAGCCUUGAAUUACUUAAAGCAUUGUCAUAUGGAAUAAGGAUGAGAUGCACUCAUUUUAUUUCACAGGAUGUGGGUCAGAUCAGUGGGGCAGGAGUUACAGGGAGAUGCAGGAUACACUUGCCAAUAAUUUUAUGUAUGCUCGCUAACAAUUAGAUUUGCCCGACAAUUGGAAUAAUCAACCUUUCUUGGGAAAGGUACACACAGAAGCUAAGUAAUCAUCUGUUAAGAGCAUCGAAGACAUGUCUGCAUUGAGAUGGAAUAUGGCCAAGAUGACUGUUAGGACUCUCUCAUUCUGUUAGAAAUCUCCAGAAAAACUUUCUCCUUCAGAUUCCUUUAUAUAAAGUAAGUGUACAGCACUUAAAAAUUUUUUAAAAAGAAUUUUGGAGUUUGGCCUAUUCUGUGUUAAUAGUUAAAAACAUAAAAGUCUGAGUUUAUUCCUAUGAGGAAAUCUAUAACUAGUACCAGUUAACACAAAUAGCACCACCAUAAUAAAAAGUUUGACAGCCUAUAAUGUAUUAUAACCCUCUUAUUUUACUCUUCACUUUUUAAUUCCUGCUGCUUUUUUUUUUUCUUUAAAGAUUUUAUUUAUUUUUAGACAGGAAGGGAGGGAGAACGGGACAGAAACAUUGAUGCGUGGUUGCCUCUCACACGCUGCACACUGGGGACCUGGCCUGACCAGGCAGGGAUGUGCCCUGCCUGGGAAUCAGACUGGUGAGCCUUUGGUUCGCGCAGGCGCCCAGUCCACUGAGCCACACCAGCCAAGGCUGAUGCCUGCUGCUGGUGAUCAGUGGGAUCCACUUUGAACAGGGUUGGAAUUGUUCAAUUUUAUACCCAGUAUUUUACCUGAGUGUGUUGUGGUCUUUUCUAAUUAUUUAAAUAUCCACAGAAAUGCCAAGAAGGUAAUGGAGUAACAGAGGCAAAUUUGCUGUCAUUUUAUGCUACACCCUCCAUUUCUUGCUUCUUAAUUCCAAUAACAGGUGAUUAUGAAAUAGUCAACGUAAGAUUUUUGAUUUUUUAUUUUUGUAGUCUGCAAGUAAUGAGAAAAAUGCUUUGUUUUUCUGUUACAUGCUUCUCUUUCCAGUUCAGUUAGGCAGAUGUGGUCCCCUCCUGCUCCUUCUAACUUUUUUAUUUGGAGUACAAUCUAAACCGAUAUCAGUUACCUUCAUUUUCUUUCUCUUUUGGCAUUGCCUGGUUUGUUGCAAAAAUAAGUUCUGAAUGGAGAGAGAGAUUACAAGCUGCUUUUAACAAAACACCUGAAAGCCCAUAUAUCAUCUGAAAGGGUUUUUUUUUCGGGGGGGGGUUGUGUGUGUGGGGGUGUGUGUGUGCGUGCGCGUACAUACGUACGUACUUGGACCUGUUCCCUCAAGGUUGUGUGUUGUGUUUUUAAUCAGUCCGAUAAUCUUCGUUAAUGGGUGGGGUGAAGGGGAAAACCAGCUUGAUUGAGCCUGUUUGCAAAUGUUAAGUAUAGUUAUUAGCUGUAACUGUCUUGAAAGAAAUUGAUCAUCAGCUGGUCAACUGCUCUUAAGAGUAUUUCUGGCUGCUUGAAGUGGCCUCUUGAUCAGAGAUUAUUUCUACCUGCUGCGUCCCCUCUUCUCCUCUGUCAGAGGACAUCGGUCUGAGCAGUCCUGGUACUGGACGUCCCUGAGGAGAGCUAUAAUCCACAUUGUUCCGUGUGGCCCUUCCCUCGUAUCUAUUUAUAUUUUCUCACACAUGAGAAUGUAUAUUUUAUAAAGCAUGUGUUUGUCUACUUGUCUACUGUAAUAUGUCUUCAAUAAAGCUAAAAUACACUACGAUUUUUCUGGUCUUAUGCAGGAGCGAAAUGGUG